UUAUAUGCUUCUUCUGUCUGCUGCACAUUCUCUCUGCUCCGAGCUUCCAUUGCCAGAUCGAAACCCGACUCACUCCUUCCUUCCUUCCCUUCAUCUUCCUUCUUCUUCCUUCUUCCUUCUUCGUGUUCGGAGAGCCUCUCUGCUUUCCCACAAAAUGAGAGGCGUUCACCACCGCAACCACCACGACCACGACCACGACCACCACCACCACCACAGCAUCAACAGCAUCGACACUGUGAACGCCGCCGCCACUGCGAUCGCCGCCGCCGAGGCCCGCGCCCCGCCCGCCGCCGCUCAGAAAAGAAGAUGGGGCAGCUGCUGGAGCCUAUACUGGUGCUUUGGACAUCAGAAGAGCAACAAACGAAUUGGCCAUGCUGUCCUUCUCCCUGAACCAGUCACUCUGGGUAAUACAGCUCCUGCAGCAGAGAACCAGGCCACAUCAACUGCUAUUGUGCUGCCGUUUAUUGCUCCUCCCUCAUCUCCUGCAUCAUUCCUCCAGUCUGAUCCUCCUUCCGUGACCCAAUCACCUGCCGGAUUACUUUCCCUUACUUCUCUUUCCAUAAAUUCUUAUUCUCCUAGAGGCCCUGCAUCCAUCUUUGCCAUUGGACCUUAUGCCUAUGAGACCCAGCUAGUUUCGCCACCUGUAUUUUCCACUUUCACCACCGAACCAUCCACUGCUCCUUUUACUCCUCCUCCGGAAUCUGUGCAGUUGACUACGCCUUCUUCUCCUGAAGUUCCCUUUGCUCAACUGCUCACAUCUUCGCUCGAACGCACGCAAAGGGGUGGUGGGACCAACCAUAAGUUUUCGCUAUCCAAUUGUGAAUUCCUUCCUAAUCAGUCAUAUCCAGGAAGCCCAGGUGGCAACCUGAGAUCACCAGGUUCAGCAGUCUCAUAUUCGGGAACCACUUCGCCAUUCCCUGGAAAACAUCCUUUUGUCGAGUUAAGAAUGGGGGAAGCUCCCAGGUUAUGGGGCUUUGAAAAUUUUUCCACUCGCAAGUGGGGUUCAAGAGUAGGUUCUGGGUCUAUAACCCCAGAUGGUGCAGGACUGCGGUCCAGACUUGGCUCUGGAUCUUUAACACCAGAUGGCAUGGGAGUGGGAUCGAGGCUGGGUUCUGGAUGUUUGACUCCCGAUGGCACUGGCCCCAUGUCCCGCGAUGGCUUUCUUCCUUUUGGCAAUCAACUCAGCGUAAGGGCAUCAGUUCCAAGAUUGGAUGAUGGAUCUAAACAUGACGAGACAAUAGUAGAUCACAGAGUAUCAUUUGAAUUAACUGGUGAAGAUGUUGCACGUUGUCUUGCAAAUAAAGCCGCGACCUCUUUCGGGACUUUAUCAAAAUGUCCCGAGGAUGAAGCGGCUGAAGUCCUUGCUGAAAGAGGUGGGACUAUGGGAGUCGACGAUGAUUCUGAUGAACGAUUUACUGAAAAAGGUACAGAUGAUAAACUUGUCAAGGGGUCAGGUCCAAUGGAGAAGGACCAUAGCUAUCAAAAGCAUCGUUCUGUCACACUUGGAUCCACCAAAGAGUUCAACUUCGACAACAGGAAUGGAGGUAUAUCUAGUAAGCCCAAUAUCAACUCCGAGUGGUGGGCAAAUGACAAGGUUGCUGGGAAGGAUAUGAAGUCUGGUAGCAGUUGGUCAUUCUUCCCAAUGCUGCAGCCUGAAGUCAGCUGAGGUCAACUUUAUCCUCCUCAGCUUCAUCUAUGUGUACAACAGCCAGCAAUUGCACUUCUAGAAGUUAGAUCUACUAAUCGACUAACCCCAUUCAAAGCAUAUCUGGAGGUGAUAACCAGAUGUAGAUUAGACACAGCAUUGCUUUCUUGGGUUUGGAUGACUGCUGAUAGAUGGAUUGCAUGUGACUUGUGAAUGCUAAGUGAGGAUUUUGGUAGGAGUGCUGGUAUCGAUAGGGCAUUCUUUCUAGUUCUUUUACCUUACAGAACAUAGCUUUUACAUGUAGCAAGUAUAGUUAGCACAAUGUGCACUAUUCAUUAUGUCGUGUGCAAUAAAUGAUAGAGACCAUCAAUAGAUGCAGUUAUUGUA
Molecule: messenger RNA, 2032 nt
Organism: Syzygium oleosum
Lineage: Eukaryota; Viridiplantae; Streptophyta; Magnoliopsida; Myrtales; Myrtaceae
Exons: 2
Coding region: 5-1666 (553 amino acids)
Source: RefSeq, a predicted model, not a curated record